Molecule: messenger RNA, 321 nt
Organism: Hyaloperonospora brassicae
Lineage: Eukaryota; Oomycota; Peronosporomycetes; Peronosporales; Peronosporaceae
Source: the annotation of a GenBank genome assembly
AUGUCGGGAGGACAAGAGGCGAGCUGCCGUCUGGGCAGGUGGUUAUCCUCGUUCAAUUACGGAUACGGGGUGCGAGCGGUAGGCUUGUCAAUUUCGGGGCCGUUCUCUGACCACAACGGCGUCGCGAUACGUGUCGCGGUACCCAUUCGGUCGGUACAAGUGAAGACGAGGCGGCAAGUGUACUCGCCGGCGAAUAACGCUGAAAGAACUUCCGAGGCUGUGACGACGGACUUCUUCGCAGGCGCGUCGGCGCACCUGGAAGACGUUAUCACGGCGGCGAGCAUAGCGGUGGACAAAGCACGUGCUGCUGCGGGGUGGUAG